CUCCAUGUCUGUAAUGCCUGAAUAGCGGCCAGUUACCCUUAAAAAGAUACUCCCCUAGGCAGAUCGCCCAAGUGUUGCGUUGCCAUAACUUAAACCAAACAUAAAAAGUGAUGGUUUCUGUUGGCAGUGACGGAACAUUUUGUUUUAUAUAUAAUGGCUAUAGAUAGACAAUAUUAUAUUGCGUUUUAUGCAUGAAGUACGGCUAAAAAUGUUAAAAAAAAACUGUUAUUGGAGUCAAAAACGGUUUAAUUCAUAUUAUAUUGUUUCAUAUGGGAAAAUUUGGGUUUGAGAACAAAUCGGUUUUCGAACAAUUUUUAGAACGAAUUAAGUUCGAAACCCGAAAUUUGACUGUAUUAUUAAUAAAAGAAAUGUUUUAUCUGAUAAAUUAAGAACCACUGUAAGUUUCAUAUCAUAGCUAAAACUUAAAAUAAUUUAAAUAAAUAAACAAAAAUGUAAUUAUAUAGGUUUUAGGUAUUCAAACCGUAAGUGGAACCGGGGCCUUAAGGAUGGGUGCAGAGUUUCUGACAAAAUGUCUAAAUUACAGAACAUUUUACAUGUCAGAGCCUUCCUGGCCUAGCCAUCAUAUUGUUUUUCCUCUGGCUGGAUUUCAAGAUAUUAAAAGAUAUCGUUAUUGGGAUUCUGUUUCUAAAGGACUUGAUCUUAAAGGAAUGAAAGAAGAUUUACAAAAUGCUCCUGAAAAAUCCAUAAUUCUUUUGCACGUUUGUGGACACAAUCCAACAGGUGUUGAUUUAAAUCAAGAUCAAUGGAAAAUCAUUGCUGAUGUUAUGGAGGUAUUUUAUUAUUUUCUAUAAAGUUUCUUACGUAAAUAUAACUGAAAUAGAAGAAUAUUAAUGAAAUAUAAAUAUAGUAAUAUAAUUAUAACACAGCAUUAUUAUUCUUUAUUAUAUCAUUAUUAUUGAUUUUCGAGGGUGCAGAGUUUAAAUAUUUGGUCCAUUUUUCGCGAAAUUUGGUUGGCAGAUUAGUGUUUGAUGUUCGUUUUUUUUUCUCUUUUCGCCCUAUAUGUCUAAGAGGUACUCUUUUAGCAAGACCAUUAUAGAUUCAGCCAGGUCCGCAAUGGAGCGGCCAGGUGGUGAGAACCUGACAUAUCUGGAAGGACCCUGGGUCCCCAGAGCGGUAAGCUGCCACCUUGACCUUUUAUAUGGGAAUCUAAAUUCAUGGCUCACCAGUGGCUGAGUGGAUAAAAUUACUGAACACUGGUAGUUGGUCAUGAGUUCAUGCCAGCCUAUGGGCUGGCCAUGUAGUUUUCUUCUUAUCUGUAACACCUAAAUAAAGACCGGUUUCCUAUAAAAGUCCUCCCUGGAGGCAUCCUCCCCAUCAGCAAUGUGUCACAUUGACAUAACCAAAUAAACCAUACCUAAAUUAAUCUCACUCAUAAUUUCCUCAUGAUGAAGUCAUAGCUAAAAUAAAAAUAGUGAGACAAUGCACCCUUGUCAUACGUGUGUUGAGAUUUUGAAUAA
This is a messenger RNA of Centruroides sculpturatus (bark scorpion), 1478 nucleotides long. Its product is annotated as aspartate aminotransferase, cytoplasmic-like. Bases 507 to 812 code for a protein of 101 amino acids. The transcript is spliced from 3 exons. The record is from RefSeq and is a predicted model, not a curated record. Gene Ontology annotation, molecular function: pyridoxal phosphate binding; L-aspartate:2-oxoglutarate transaminase activity. NCBI's taxonomy places the organism in Eukaryota, Metazoa, Arthropoda, Arachnida, Scorpiones, Buthidae. Gene Ontology annotation, cellular component: cytosol. Gene Ontology annotation, biological process: L-aspartate biosynthetic process.